AUGAAUGAGGUGUACACAUGCUCUCAGGGGAACAUGCCAACUCGAGACUGGACAACGAAGUGGCAAAAGAUAGUGACCACAGCAGGUUUCGACUUGACAUUUCCAAAUCAACGAUCCGAGUUCUUCUCGCGAUCAUGCGCGGGAUUGCGGUCGRCACUCGGUAAUGAGUACGACUAUACCACAUUCCAGGGCAUUCUGGAUCGAGCGAACUUGGUCAUCCAAACGGACGACAAGGCCGCUAACGAGAGACAAUCCCGGCCGCACUAUGUGGCUAAGCAGGCCUAUCAACGUCCGGCACAUAACAAUGUCGUGAUUUCUGAGGAAACCGACGACCACCACGCUGCAGCAGCAUCCUGGAGUGAUGGAGGAAUUGUCGUAGCGCUCCCGCCCAAGCGUCCCAAGAGAGUUCGAAAGAACAAGGCGACACAAGAGACGGCAGCGACGGGAGCUGGGCAGCAGCCAUGGACGGCAUAUAAGAUCACCAAGGAGCUGGUACCACCAUUAGACCAGCCAAGCCACGUGUACUUAGCUAGCGUAUGCGCAGCCUGUACACCGUCGGCAAGUGAUCCGGUCAGUUCGCCACUGAUUUCUGAGGACUCGACGGCGUGGUCAAGACUGGAGGAGCUUGACCCGCUCACGAGAGAGGAUUUCGCUUGGAUACCUCUACCCUCGACCGGAACAUUGCCAAGGCCGCAUUGCAACGCCUUGAUGGCAAAUCUACGCUUCUACUUGCACACUACAGUACCAGCUCCGUUGACGGACGACGGGGUAGCGGUUGCCGAUCUCCGCUCCUAUCUUGCGAAGAUCGACUGCGAGCACGCCACCCAAAGGUACGCCGAAACCGACGCACCUUUGCUCUAUAUCCGCAUUCAAAUCGGAAAGGCAACCUGUAGUGCCUUGAUUGAUUGCGGAGCGUCUCGCAACUUCAUAAGUCAAGCCUUUAUGGCCCGCGCAGGUUUUGGCCCGCGCGUUCGAAGGAAGACGCAACCUACGCAAGUUACACUCGCGGACGGCCGCACGCAAAAGUCAAUUGACCGAUGCGUUGACGGCGUUCCGGUCUACUUUGCGCCACUUGCGUGUGAGCCGGUGUCUUUUGACAUCCUCGACACCAAGUUCGACAUGAUUCUAGGCAUGUCUUGGUUGCGUAGCGCCGAUCAUCCGGUGAACUUCCAUGACCGAACCAUUCACAUCCGUGAUCGGAACGGAGUGUUAGUCCCAUGUACGGUCGCGACCCCUCACACUUCGAUUGCUUAUCACGUGGUUUCCAUUGCGCGGAUUCGCGACGCCAUUGCUCGGAAUGACGUCGAGGAGAUGGGCCUUGUAUUCUUGCAUGCUCUCCCCUCGCCGGACGCACCAGCCGCGUCACCGCCGGACCCACGCAUUUCUCACCUCUUGGAUAGAGACGUCUUCGAGGCUCCCACCGGAACGGUUCCGGAUCGGGCCAUACGUCACGGGAUCACUCUCGAGGCUGGCGCCGUCCCUCCGCGUGGAUGUAUCUACCGCAUGAGCGAAGAGGAACUCGAGGWGCUUCGCGCACAACUCGAUGAUCUUCUCAACAAAGGUUGGAUUCGCCCUAGUUGCUCGCCAUACGGUGCACCUGUUCUCUUCGUCCGGAAGAAGAACAAAGAUCUACGGUUUUACAUCGACUAUCGGAAACUUAAUGCACAAACCGUAAAGAACGCCGACCCUCUCCAUCGGAUUGAUGAUCUCCUUGAACGGUUAGGCGGCGCGACGUACUUCUCGAAGUUGGAUUUGAAGUCAGGUUACCACCAGAUUGAAAUCCAGCCUCAAGACCGGUACAAGACCGCGUUCAAGACGCGGUACGGACAUUUUGAGUGGGUCGUCAUGCCAUUUGGACUCACCAAUGCCCCCGCAACGUUUCAAGCAGCAAUGACGACUGAGUUUCCCGACUUGCUCGAUCGCAGCGUCCUCAUCUACCUUGAUGAUAUCUUGGUUUAUAGUAGGACGUUGGACGAGCACAUCGUACACCUUCGCGUUGUUUUGAAUCGUUUGCGACUAGCCAAGUACAAAGCGAAUCUCGACAAGUGCGAAUUCGCUAGGCAAGAGCUUGAGUACUUGGGCCAUUUUGUCAAGCCAUCGUUUCUCUCAGAAGUGGAUGAAGAUCUGCAGCGUAUGAUGGCUGCCGGCUACUGGGCAAUACACGAGCUUCCUGCUGCUCUCCUCCCACCGGAAGACCAAGCAUUACGAUCAUCCAUCCAUCCCCAUGUGCCAAUGAUCACCAUGUCAUCUGCAAUGAAAAAACAGGCUCACGGGCCACGGAAGUUGGUCCGCCUUUCUUUAGAAGAGCAACCAUCGUACGAGAAGGGAGAAGGCGGCAAGGAUGAUGGUGCAGCACCUGCUCAAGCGGCGGACGACCAUGAACCCGCUGGUAUGCGGAAUGUAUUCACAUCUCCGCUGUUCAGCUUGGAGUUUAGCCCUCAGGGAACCCCCAAAGGGCGUCCUCCGUCGUCAGGGACGCAAAGAGGUGAAUCUCAGGCAGAGGAAUCCCCAGGUCCAGCCAGCGGUGCAGAUGUUACAUCAUCAGUAUCCACACCAUCCACUGUACCUGCAUCUGAACCACAAGCGCAGGAUUCCUUGCCCCAAUAUCCACCUGGUCCAACAGUUAGUCAGUCUACGCCUGCGAUCGCUGACGAGGAUUUCAAACCCACUACAGCACCAGAACCGUCGACCCAGCAGUCAUCAACGGAGGAUGAUGGCACCCAGCCAGCCGCAGAUGAACCAUCCAAUGACGUGGAACAGGCUGCAGGAGACCAAGGUUCCUCACCCCCCUCAGCAUCACUGGCAGACGAGGAAGGAGCACCGCAAAGUCCCAGCGCGGAGGCUAGCAGUUCAGUCGUUCCAGCCCAAUCAGACGUCCCAACGGGUGAAAGCGGUGACAGGUCGGCGAUGGCCCCCCAGCCACCAUCCCAACAAUCUGAAGGAGGGUGGAGUUCAUACCUGCCCAUCCCCUCCCCAGUGGCUCUGAUGAGUGGCCUACUUUCCGCGCUCAUGGCUCGAGGUGCUGGUGGCAGCCCUGCUACAUCCCCUCAAACACCCUCUGAGGGGCCAUCAAGCAGUUCAACUCCAAAAGGCCCGCGAAGCGGGCCCACAAAAAGGAUGCCUUUCCCCCUCCCAGGCUCUCCUGAGGCCUUAUCCUCUGAUCAAGCCUCCCGUUUAACAAAACCGCAAACGAAGUUGAAGGUACCAGGCGACAGCUCCACGCCUGCAGAUUCACAGAAGGGUUUGGCAGAUAGCACCGGCUCACCAGGGUCUGGAAACAAGUUAAGAUUGCUUAUGCUGGAGAUUGGACGCCCAAAGGGCUCCAGACAGCUGAAGGGCCCAAAAGACGAAAGUCCCAAAAAGGACCACUCUUCGGAAAAGGGACCUGAAAAGGGAGUCGGAGCUGAGGACUCCAACGGCCCGGGGGAGGAGGUAGAGAGCCCAAAGAGCUCAAGUGAGUCAAAGGGCACGGAUGAAAAAUCCCAAAAGGGUCACUCUCCGGGCAAGGACCAGGAACAGGAGAUGAAGCUGAGGGCUCAAGCAGGCAGGGGUAGGAUGUCGCACACCCAAUGAGAGAGUCAGGGUAUCGAUGAACAACCCCCAGAAAGGAUGCCUUUUCGGGCAAGGGACCCAAGAAGGAAGAUAUGGAGCGGAGGACUC
Molecule: messenger RNA, 3660 nt
Organism: Chara braunii
Lineage: Eukaryota; Viridiplantae; Streptophyta; Charophyceae; Charales; Characeae
Source: the annotation of a GenBank genome assembly